AUGUUCUCUCGAGUUUGUAGUGUGUUUGGAAUGUCUUGUCAUAUCACCGCUUCCCGGCUGCAGCGCAGAGAGAGCGGUGGUUUUAUCUCCUUCUCACUGAUCGGCCCGGACACUUCCACCAUGUGCCGGGGGCUCGAGAGCCAGACCGCAAAACUCUACACAACACUAGAGGUGUCUCACAGAAAACCUCUGACCUCCCUCCAAACCUCAUCCCGUGUGUCGUUGACUGGUCCUCUCCCAAACUCCUCUGCAGAGAUGGAGACUUUGUUAGAAGUGUCCGACUACUGCCACCCUCGGCCCUGCUCCCCGGAGGGCGAGACCGUGUGUGCCGCCUUGUCUCGCUACGAAAGCACUCUCCGCGACGCCAUCCGGGAGAUCCACGUGGAUGUGAGCGCCUUCAAGAUCGGCAUGGAGCGGCGUUUGGAGGAGACGUCCCAACAGAGCGCGCCUUUGAGCAAAGCAGUGUCCCAACUCCAGGAGGAGAACCAGCAACUCAAGAACCAGCUGGAGGUUUUGACCCGACAAGUGGAGCUUCUCAUGAGCAGGGCGAGUGACAAUGCGGAUGGCAGAAUGAGCAAAAUCAACAACCACAGCUCAAAACUCAACGGCAUUCAUGAGGAGAGCCAUGAAGAAGUGACGGAGAUCUUUUAUGGGAAAGGCCAAGCUGAUAUCCAGGCAUCCGACAGCACUCUCAGCUCCCCCACUCCCACCUCCUGUAGCCCCCCGAUGGGAUCCAGAGUCUCCGCGAUGGUCACCGGCCUCUUAUCCAGCAGCAGUCCAUCCACCACGCGCUUCUCCAGUCGCGCCACUUUCGCCCUGUCCACCAAAAAUAAUGCUGAGCGAGAAGAGCCCAUAGACGUAGAUUCAGCCUCAACCAAUGGCAGCCUGGAGAAUGGACACUCUCAUAACACAGAUCACUCGGUGGUGAACGGAAAGUUGUCCCCUCCCACUGACCUGCCCCUGCACACAGCGCCCUCUGCUGGUCGGAUGCAUCACCUGCCGAUCACCGCCACCACGAAGACCGCAGAGAUCCGAGCGCUGGGAUCUCCCAUCAGCCCCGGCUGUGCCCGCUCCCCCGCCUCAGACAGCCCUCCUCUCAGCCAAUCACUAAACGGCAACCACCAUUCACCGGCUAGGGUGGAGUCUCCAGCUCCCUCAGUGAAGACAUGGACCCCAGCUCCAGUCCGGACUCUGGGAUCUCCUCGGCUUCAGGAACUAGCAAAUUCAGCUCCAGCAAAGUGCGUCACAUACUCUGGACUUCCACAACGGGACAGAGACAGUGAUUGUGACCGUCCCGGGACAGAGAAGAGGAGGGAGCUGGUCCGGUCCCAAACUCUGCCCAGAAGCAUCGGUCAGACUCGUCGCUCCAUCUUCGAGAAACUGGAGUCAGAAUCAAACAGGGGUCCCAAAGCCGUGGAUUCCAAGUCUAAACUGAAGCGGUCUCAGAGUUUCGGUGUCUCCAGUGCCAGCAGCAUCAAACAGGUGCUGCUGGAGUGGUGCCGAUCCAAGACCAUCGGAUACCAGAAUAUCGAGAUUCAGAACUUCUCGUCCAGUUGGAGCGACGGCUUGGCUUUCUGCGCUCUCGUUCACUCCUUCUUCCCGACUGAGUUCGAAUACAUGGACCUGUCUCCUGCAAACAGAAAACACAACUUUGAACUGGCUUUUGGGACAGCUGAGGCAAAAGCUGGUUGUGACCGUCUGAUCGAAGUGGACGACAUGAUGAUAAUGGGCCGUAAACCAGACCCCAUGUGUGUCUUCACCUAUGUCCAGUCUCUUUACAACCACCUGCGCAAGUUUGAGUGA
Knipowitschia caucasica is the source of this 1803-nucleotide messenger RNA. NCBI's taxonomy places the organism in Eukaryota, Metazoa, Chordata, Actinopteri, Gobiiformes, Gobiidae. The record is from the annotation of a GenBank genome assembly.